Messenger RNA from Stylonychia lemnae, 2640 nucleotides. Lineage: Eukaryota; Ciliophora; Spirotrichea; Sporadotrichida; Oxytrichidae. The record is from the annotation of a GenBank genome assembly.
AUGAAUUAACUAUCUUAUGAGAAGGGCAUCAACUAUGAGCCCCCAUCGAUGGCAUUAAAGCAAGAAAUUAAUCACUUUAUGUUUGGGAAUGAGACUUUCCGAAUACCUUAGACUCUUGACAACCCACAAAUUCCGUAAAUUUACUUUGCAUUAAUUUAUGACAGGUAUAAUCAUGAAAAGAUAUCAAGAACUUUCUCACAGUCUAAAUAUUAGCAUUAAUUAUAUGGUUUGGGCAGUCAAGACUUCAAUCAGAAAAAUUAAAUUCAUGGGCAAUAUAACAAUAGAUUUGAGCCUAAAACAUCAUCUUCUUAAGCCUUCAAAUCCUAUUAAUUCCCACUCAAAUAGGAUGAGAUUGCACCAUCUAGUGGUACUCCUUUUGAUAGCUUCAUGUCAAAUUCAAUAUCAAAUAGUAUAAAUCAUGGCGCAUUAAAAAUGAAUGAUCAAGAAAAUAUUCCAAGCUACUUAAAAUCAUCCGUUCCCACAAAAAGAAUUUUCACUUCCUCUUAAAUUCAGAACACCGACAACGAGCUGAUUGAUUACUAACCUAACUUAUCCUAUCGACAUCAAGAGAUGUUCUCAAAUAAAAGAAUAAUACCUAUACAUUAAAAUUAAGAUUUACCAAGAUAACUAAAGUAACCUGAUACCUAUUAGUAGCUUAAUGGUAUGAACGGAAAGAGUGAAUUUGCUAUUCAUAAAGCUUUUCAAAUAUGCUUCAUUUAGUUCAGCAUAAAAUCAACACUCAUUUACUUGAAGCUUAAUAUUAAAGGAAUACUUAGUGAUAUGAGCCUAAUAAUUGAGGGCUCCAUUGAUAUCUCUGAUUACGAUAUUGCAAUUGAAAUAAGAUUUAAGGUUAAUAAGAUUUUACAUAAUGAUCUUGCAAAUUCUUAGCUAGAUAUGUCUUAAGUUUAGACUACUUCACUUGUAGCAUAAGACUUCUCAAUAAUUAUCAAAUAAACUCCGUUAGAAAUCAAAACAUUGCAAAUAUUCGAUGAACAUAUCCAUUAAAAAGAAUAUUUACUAGAAGAUAAAAUUUUAAACUAAGCAAAUACUAUUACAUUGGAAGAUCCUAAUCUUGAAAUUAAUAACUCAUUUCGAUAGCAUUCAGUAAUUAACACUUAUCAGAGAUUGAAUGGAUUCAAGAGUUACUUACCUAAUAAGAUGCUUGAAUCUUCCUCAACUCUUGAUGAGUACUCUUACAAAUAAGCUAAAUCUAAUUCAAUUCAGCCUCUUAAGAUUCAUGGGUAAGACUAGAAUUAUCGAAUCUCUGGUGUUCAUUUCAACUCAAUUAAUCCAAGUGAUAUUGAAUCAAAGUCAUUAUUUUCAGGGCCUUAUUGCAUCACUGAAGGUGAAUCCUAGGACAUAAUAUCAUCUAAAAGAUCUACUUAUAAUACAAAUGGUGAUUUUAUUCCAAGAAAAAAGAUAUAACAGCAACAUUAAUCAGAGGUUUAUUAAAUUGAAAACUGUUCUAAAUAAAAUUAGCUGAAUGGCUCUAGAAGUAAUAAUAGUGGCUCUAACAAAGGUGGUUCAAUUAAUAUUAUCCACAAAGGCUAAGUUGUCUAAAAAGUUGUUACAAAAAAUGGUUCCAAAGAAUAUCAAAAGCUUAUAGAAAAAGCUGGUCCAGAAAUAAUUUAAGCUAUUGUAGAUGAAAUUGAACCUAAUUUUUCAGAUCUCCUAAUCGAUCAUUACGGAAACUAUUUCUGUUAAAAGUUGUUUCUUAAUUUGGAUAUUGACCAAAAGCUUAGACUUCUUAAGACAUUGAAGUAAAUCCAUAUUAAUCAGGAGGAAAUGAGAGAAAAAAUAAGCAAGAAAAGAUUGAAGACUAAGUUCUUAUUUGUAUCUUAAGACAGUAAAGGUACUCAUGCAAUUCAGAGCUUCCUGGAAGUCUUGACUGAGCCUGUCUACCAAGAAAUUAUUUCAGAUUUAUUAGAGAAAGAUAUCAUGAAAUAUGCUUACAAUAAGAAUUCCAAUCAUGUCUUAAUUAAGUAUAUAAAACUAACACCAGUAAAACCAUAUCUUGAGCAGAUAUAUGAUAUUCUUGCUUAAAAUUUUGAUUAACUUGCUUAAGAUGCAAAUGGCUUGCCAAUAGUCAAGUAUUGGAAUUAAGAUGAUUGUGAACUUUUUACGUAAGAAUUCUUGCCUUAACUGCAGUAACUUUCAGUUUAAAAAUUUUCAUCAAAUGUUAUUGAGAAGGCUCUAGAUAAAGCCAAAUAAUAUGUUGUUGAACUCUAUGCUCAAGAAAUUUGCAAAGGGGAUGCAAUAAGAGUUCUUUUAAGAGUUAACUUUGGCUACUAUGUCAUUGAAAGAAUUCUUAUGAACUGUUUUAAUGAGUAUCUUAACCAAAAAGUCAGAACCAUCAUUCAGAAAAAUCUUGUACAUAUGGGCAUGAAUCACUUAAAGAAAAAGUGGAUGGACAUGAUUGAAAAAUCUGAAAAGGGGGUUCUACAUCUCUACAAGGAAAAAAGUAACUUAAUUAAACAAAAGGAGUAGGAAGAUGAAGAAUAUUAAGAUUACUACGGAGGUUAAGAUUACUUUGAGCAAUCUUAUGAUAAAAACUAUUCAAAUAGAAAGAUUCAAUCAAAGUAAAAAGUGACCAACAGAGGUCAAAGAGGUCAUGCUGCCGCUGCUGGCCAUUAUUAUUGA